Zychaea mexicana is the source of this 396-nucleotide messenger RNA. RefSeq lists its product as uncharacterized. Lineage: Eukaryota; Fungi; Mucoromycota; Mucoromycetes; Mucorales; Lichtheimiaceae. The record is from RefSeq and is a predicted model, not a curated record. The coding region runs from base 1 to 396 and encodes 131 amino acids. The transcript is spliced from 2 exons.
AUGGAAUCAUUUCUCUCUACAUUACCACCUUAUGUACAUGAGUUUCUCAACAGGCAUCCGCCUACCGAUGUUUUCAAUGUGCUUCGAGAACUCAUCUGUUUCGCCGUCCUUUAUUCAAAUGACCGUGAAAAGAUUCUUAGUAUAACACCAGAACCAGUAGCGAGCAUAAGCGAAAGAAUACUGUCAUCCGCUGCAAGGCAGGAAUAUGAAGCAGCAGCAGCAGCAGCAAAACCACCACCUGCUGCCAUCACUGCUGAGCCUACACCUGUUUCAUCCGCUUCUUCUUCCGUACGAUCCGCAACGGACACACCUCCACCGACAAAAUCAGGCGUGCCAUAUACCUUCCCAGAAUGGUGGGGGCAUCAUGACGAACCGGAGCCCAUAAGUAUGGCUUGA